Messenger RNA from Tetrahymena thermophila SB210, 2491 nucleotides. RefSeq names its product transmembrane protein, putative. The transcript has 3 exons. NCBI's taxonomy places the organism in Eukaryota, Ciliophora, Oligohymenophorea, Hymenostomatida, Tetrahymenidae. The record is from RefSeq and is a predicted model, not a curated record.
AAUUUUUUAGAUAGUAAAGUUAUAAAUAUAAUUAAAGUUUUUGAAAUUAUUUAUGAAUGAAGUACUAAACAAAUCUUCUUUCACAAAAUCAUAAAAUAUGAAUAGCCCGGGAAAAUAAGAUUUUGAAAAGUGUAAAUAAAAGUUAACUAAAUUGUAAUACAUUCCUAGCAAAACAGCAGACUUUAAUGAUUGGAAAAGCAAAGAUGAAAGCAAAGAAUUAAAUUAGUAAUUUAUGUAAAAUGAGAUGGAAAAAAUAUAAAGUUUAUCUUUUGAUUGUGAACCUUAUUUUAAAUCAAGAACUGAAAGAGAAAUAUUAUAAAAUAAAAGCUAAAAUAAUUUUUUAAAGUGCCCGUAGGUAAAGUCUUUACCAAAUAAGAAUAGUAGUAAUGAUAAAGUAGAAGAUUAAUAGAUAAUUCUUAGAGGUAUAGAAACGAAAAGAGAAGAUUAACCAGAAUUAUAUUAUGAUUUAUCGAAGAAAAAGUUAUCAGAUAAUCGCUACUCAUUAAAGUUAUUUAACUCACAAUCAAGUAUUUUCAAGGAAUAAUAUUUUAUGUAAGAUAAACAGUCUUUGAUAGAUUAGUAAUAUAAUAAAGUGAAAGCUGAUAUCACAAAAUAUAAGAGUUAUUUUGCUAAGUUUAGGUGGAACUACUUCUUUGAAUUUACUUUUUAUCAUAUUUUGUUCUACAUAAUUUGUGGACCACUUUCAGUUUUAAUUAUUAAGCGCUUUGGUAAAAGUUUACCCAACAAUCUCAUUUUCUCUAUGAUAAGCUUACCUUUGUUUUAUCAAACCAUUUUUUUUCUAUUCACUUUUUGUUCAUAUGCUUUGUAUUAUCUGAUGGACUGUCCAAACAUUUAUUUUUAAGCUGAAGUGAUGAUGGAGAUUGCUGUAGUUAUCUCUCGUUGUUUAGUUAUAGGAAUUAAAUAUGCCAUGUAUGAUCCUGUCAAAAUUAAAGUUAUCAAGUAGCAUAACCUAACUUUAGAAGAAAUCUAUUCAGAUUUCUACUUAGCAAGUUGGGCUAAUCAAACAGAUAAAAUAAUUCAUGAUGAAACUUAUUUUUGUUUGAGGGCUUACGAUAUUGACCCAAGCAUGUUUUUCUUAGAAUUUAUGUGUGAUCUCGAUUUAGAAACUAUUUAAAAUGAUCAAUAAUAUUUGAAAGAUUUGGAAAAGUGGCAUUCUACUAAACCUUUCGUAUCUGAAAAUAGCACAAUUACAGUUCCUGAUUAGGCAAGUUUAUUUGGAUACACUAUUAUGAAAGAGUUUGUUGUUAAAUUUAAAGAAGAUAAUUUAUUUAUUUAUAAGUAUGUCUACUACUUUUGCCAAGGAUUUGGAAUUUAUAAAGCAAUAUUACCAAUUGUAUUUAGACUAAUUGAAGGUAAAUAUCCUUCAUCUUAUUAAUGGCAAGAAUACGUUAUCAUGAUUGGAGUUGCUUGGAAUACUCGUUAAAUAUAUUUUUAUUGCGUAUUAUAGCUUAUGUAUGGAUUUUUAGAUAUCAAAAGGAAGGUUUUUUAAUAGUAUUAGCUAGCCUUUAUGAUAUCCCCUAGGAAACCUAGAAAUAUUGAUAGCUUUAAGAUAUACCCUACAAUUAAUAUAUUUAAAAUUGAAACCUUAAAAGCUUGGUAGCUUAUUAGAUAAGUCUGCUUAGAGUAUGGAAAAAGUUACUUCUUAAGAGUUUAAGCUUUGUUUAGUAUAUUCUUUAUAAUCAUGUUAAUUCUAAUAACUUUGCUUGGAUUAGGUACUUUUAAAGUUAUAAAAUUAGAAGCUUGUUUUGUAGUUAUUAUUUUAUCAGACACUGCUUUCUUGUUUCUAAUCAUAUUAAUGUUAUGCUAUUAUUGCUCAUAGGUAAAUGAGUCUUUUUAAAAGCAUCAAAAUAUCUUAAGGCAAAAUAAAUCUAUUAUUGGUGAUAUAUAUAGAAAUAAGUAGAAAUUUUUUAAAGAGGAUUAUAAAAGCCACAGUUUUAUCUACAAUAUUGGAAUUUCAAAAAUAUAAUAAGAAGCAAAGUAUAAAUCAUAGGGGAAUCCAAUAACUUAUACUCAAGAAUUAUUAAGAGACUAUGAAGAUUAAAUACAAGAUGUUAAAUUUGACUCUAUUAAUCACCCUAUUAAACUGUUAGGCAUUAAAAUCACUUUUGGACUUAUUUAAUCAGUUGUUAUUAGUCUUUUAAGCAUCAUUUUAACAUUUAUUGUUAAUUUCUUAAACGUACACUCCAAAAAUUGAUUUAAACAUUUUAAAUUACAAAGGAUAAUAGCUAGAAAAUAUUAAAAUUUUAAAUUUUAAAUUUUCUAGAUAUAUCUUUUUAGGAAAACAAAAAUUUCUAUAUUUUUAAAGAGGAUUAUUAAUAAAAUUUAUUAACUAAAAAAGAAUUAAUUCAAUAAUUUUAUAAAAUUAUAAAUAAACAUACACCAUUUAUAUUUAAUAAAAUUAUAAUUUAUGUUUUUAUUAAAUGCUUGAAAAUGCAUUUAUCAAUCAACACAACUUUCAUUAAUAAAUAAA